Pollicipes pollicipes is the source of this 1471-nucleotide messenger RNA. Its product is annotated as motile sperm domain-containing protein 2. The annotation marks the transcript as partial. The record is from RefSeq and is a predicted model, not a curated record. The transcript has 9 exons. Gene Ontology annotation, cellular component: endoplasmic reticulum-endosome membrane contact site; endomembrane system. NCBI's taxonomy places the organism in Eukaryota, Metazoa, Arthropoda, Thecostraca, Pollicipedomorpha, Pollicipedidae.
GGCGGCGGCGGCGGCGGCGGAGUGUGGUGCCAUCAUGCCGGAGCCAGUCUUAUACUCGGUGGACGACGUCACAGAUGAUGACGCUGAAACUCUGCGGCAGAAGUUCCUGCAGAGGAUCCAGCAGGAUGACUUAAAAGACAAGGUUGACCCGAGAGACGCUCGCCGGGCGAAAACUGACCCGCUCUGGUGCAAGCGGUUUCUGUCGCACGGCGACCUCGACAUGGACAAGGCUCUCAACUUCAUGAUCGACGCUGUCAAGUUUCGAAAGGAGAUGUGUGCCAAUGACAUUUCUCUCGCCACGGUGGACAACACGCUCUUCAGCAAGGGUGUCAUGUGCACCCAUGGACAGGACAAGAAGGGAUGUCGGAUCGCCAUCUUUAACGCCCGGUUCCACGAGAGGGUGUCAGGAGCGAGGUUUGAGGAUGUGAAGAAGUUCCUGGUGUUCUGGAUUGAGAAGGUGGAUAGGGAGGAGAAGGGGAAGCGGAUCAGCCUGUUCUUCGACAUGGGGAAUGCCGGCUUGUCGAACGUCGACAUUCCGUUCAUUUCGUACCUGGUCAACCUAUUUAAGUUCUACUACCCGGACAUGCUGAACAACAUCAUGGUGUUCGAGCUUCCCUUCAUCAUGACUGCCGCCUGGAAAAUCGUCAAAAACAUGCUGCCUGCGAAGUCCCACCAGCUGAUCAAAUUCGUCUCGAAGAAGGACGCGAACACGCUGGUGCCGGCCGAGUGCUUGCUAACGCGCUGGGGCGGCGAGGACAGCUGGGCGUACUCCUUCGACCCCGAGGAGUGCGCCAUGCCGCCGCUCCCCUUCCUCGGGGCUCAGGCGACCGGCGCCGAGGACAAGCCCAAGGUCAACGGGGUCGCCAACGGUCACGCCGGCGGGAAGAUGGCUAACGGGCACGUGCGCAGCAGUCAGAAGUCGUCUCAAGGUCACGAUAGCGCCGCCAAGUACCUCAGCGUGAAAGAUCCGCCGAGCUCUCCAGAGUCGGGGCACAAGGUGCGCUUCCCUGACGACGUCAGCACAAACAGUGACGAGCUGUCCGACUCAAAACUGCAGGAAGAUAACUCAACGGCCGAGCUAGGGAAACUGCUGGAAGUAACGCCAGGCGAACAGCUGUGGUUUGGAUCAUCCAAGACCAAGCAGACGAUAACGCUGAGCAACAUCCGAAGAGCUGGAGUCGCCUUUAAGGUGAAGACCACGUCUCCGGACAAGUUCCGCGUGCGUCCCAGCAGCGGGGUGGUACCCACCGGGCGGCGCGUGGUGGUGGAGCUGGAGCUGUGUGACGGCGUCACACCGCAGCACGUCGUCACGGACCGCUUCCUCAUCCUGGCGGCCGGCGUGCCGCACGAGCGCGUGCCUGCCCGCGACAUGGGACGCCUCUGGAGGAGCCUGCCCAGCGGAGACAAGCUGGAGCACUGCCUGCGCUGCGCGGCCGCGCCCGCGCUCAACGACCCGCUGAUGGCGCUGGUG